This is a messenger RNA of Porites lobata, 7027 nucleotides long. Lineage: Eukaryota; Metazoa; Cnidaria; Anthozoa; Scleractinia; Poritidae. The record is from the annotation of a GenBank genome assembly.
ACUGUUAGCGCCCUCAAGUAUUUAAACGAGAUAAAACCACCAGUUAUUCACUAUGAUGUGAAACCGGGUACUUUUCAUCUUAACGUCAAUCAGUUAACUAGUUGUAGUAAAAGACAGCGAAUACCCUAUUUCCCACUCGUGCCCAAAAAUUUAUGUAGGACGGGAGUAAAAACAUGUACCCACUGCUGGGCGCAGCUUAACAUAGCAAAGCAUGUACCGUCUCACAAGCCUUGGAAAAUAUGUAUGGAAGCAUGGCAGACGUUAUGGACGGGAAAGGGAGAAUAACACUCGUGCAAACGCAAAGAACGAAAAACUAGAGCUUCCUUUUUCUCCUUUUUUCCCUCUGCUACUUUUCUUGUUCUAUUAUUUUGUCACGUUUUGCGCGAUUCUAGUUUUCCUUCGUGUUCCCACUUUUAUCGCGUGUAAGUAAGGUACAAUUAGCCCGUUUCUAAGUUGCUCAAGUCUCUGCUUCAAGUCAAGAGUAAGUGCGUUACCUUUAUAUGAAAGUAAUCGUCUUGGUUCCCCCAGAAUUCAAAGAUUUUGCACUUGGCCUCAUCUUGAAAAUGAGGAGUUAAGCCUGGCAAGAACGCCACGAUUUGUUUGACGAAAACAUCCUAUUAUCGCUUUGAGAACUUGUGGUUCAGUCCAGGCAAGAUAGUCAAUGACGUGAAUUGCUGUAUGGCUUCUUCAGUGCGCUUAUACGUGACUACGCGGCUAGGUGACUACGUAGUUACCCUGCUACAUGGCUUCGCUUAUAGCCUGCGAAAACAGCCGUUUCUCCUCGCUCUUCGCCGCAGGGGACGUUUCGCGCGCAGGAACGUCUGCGACUCAGAGGCAGAAGUUCCAUACUGAUGAUAUAAAAUCUGUCCGGAAUCCGGUCAGAAGCGCUGCUUAGUCGACGGAGUGGUUACAUAGUUUUAGCUAUUGUUUACGAAUGACAGACAAACCAAUAUUUGUUGAAUAUCAAUAGUCUUCUCUAGAAGAAGCAUUUGAGUUUUCUGGAGCUUGUUCACAGAUGAACACAACAGUUUACCAAAAGCGACCGGGAGAAACGUAGAAUUGAACAAAUUUGCAUUUGGAACCCCAUGACUACUGGAUUUAUUUUGUAAACAUUGAUUUAUAUCAUCACUAUGGAAUUUCUGCCGCUGAGUCGCAGACGUUCCUCCGCGCGAAACGUCCCCAGGGCGUAGAGCGAGGAAAAACGGCUGUUUUCACAGGCUACUUCGCUUAAAGAUUACGAGGCAACGGGGCUGUAUCAGUGGCUUCAUGGCUAAGUGGCACGUAGCCGCAGAGGCAUUUUCCACGUUGCCACUGUUCUAGAGGUAGAGCUUUUGAGUGGCCGAGUACUCUGCACUUAAACCUGUUCACUUAUUUAGGUUCACAGGAAACAUUCUCAUGGUUGGCACGGGUGCCCUCAGUGAGGAGGUGAAAAUCACCGAUUUUGGUCUCAGUAAAGUGAUGGACUGUAAUGAUGACAGCAUGGAACUCACGUCCCAAGGAGCUGGCACCUACUGGUACCUCCCCCCUGAGUGCUUUGUUGUCGGAAAAGAGCCGCCUAAAAUCUCGUCCAAGGUUUGUAAAGGGACUUCUAUGACGUACACGUCCCAACCUCGUCCCCAGGGCGCUUUUCCCUGGCUUUGCAAAGCUAGGGAAAAGCGCCCUGGGGACGAGGUUGGUGAAAGGUAAAGUGUUCUUCUUUCAAUUUAAAAAAUGGGACAGCUAAGGUAGAUACAUAGAUAGAAAGUUACUGAGUUGGGAUCGCGAAAAUUACAUAUUUGUCCAAAAGUGACAGAGGCGGGGUCUAUAAUUGGCCACAGAAAAGACUGUAAUGGGGUAGGGGCUCUGAGAGGCCAGCGGCACAUACCCAGCGAAUCGGCCUUCUUUCCAUUCGAGAGCAGUGAAUCUGCUCUCCGAAACCACAUCUUGUUUAAACCAAUUAAAUAACAAGGAUUACAAAUAACUUCAAAAUGGAUGCAAUAAAGCGUAAAAAAUAAGGAAUUUUUUUACAUCCCGCUUGAACCUCUCCAUUGAGUAAUCCCUUGCAGAUGCGGAUCGUCUAUCCGCACCGAUUUCCACCGUUUUACGUAAAUCGGUCAGAUUUUUCAUAAUAGACGGACUUAUUUUUAAUGAUAAAAGAUACUUUUCCAAAUUCCAGGCAUGACACCAGUAUGGGAUACCCUACGAGCAGCAGUUUCUUUCUUGCGUGGCUUUUAACGUUUACGAAGUCAUUCGCGUGGCGGCGUGGCUUGUCUGUGGCGUAGUUGGUUUGUUUACACGAGGCGUCCCUUUUUGUUUUGGAGACGAGGGAAAAAGUACAAAAAAAAAACGCCUGACUACAGGUUAAUACGCGUCAGACAAGCCAAGCGAAAAACUUGGUAAUUAGAUUAAUUCUAAAGAAAAAAUACCGGUUUUGACCCGUCCUGUGCAAGUCUGGAGAGAAUGCAUAAGUGAGCGUUGAAGCUGCAAGGCGUUGCUCCCUUUCUUUCACCCGCCCCUCGCACUCGCGUCGCUUUUCCCGAGCUGGUCUCGUGUGACUUCUCAUGACUCCCCCAAAUGGAGAGCUUGCUCGCAGACUCCUUAAAACUCUGAUAAUGUGUCUAGUAGUCGUAGUAAUACGCCAAUAUUGUGUAUAUAGUAAUGCUUAUAGUAAUACGCUUAUAAUGUGUAAUACGGUCAAGUUAUGCUUAAAGCAGCGUGCACACGAAUCUCGAUAUUUUUGAAACCAAUAUGAAUUUUAGCACUCAGCCACCGUACUUCCCGGGGGUACUCCACUAUGUGCCGCCCCAAAGGGUGGGGGUUUUGCACCAUUUUGGUCUGAAAACGGGUAUACACUUUGCCUAUCUUGGUCUGGAAUCUGGUAUGGUUUUCGAGGGAACUACGGGGUGUAUGAACUUAUUUAUCGUUUCAAUUCCAAAUGAGUAAGAACGAAAGAGAAAUAUGCGAAUUCGAAAUGCACUUUAAGAAAUCCUUUUCGUUGCUGUUCUAAUCUAAGUAAUAAUGACAUAAUUUUGUAGAGACGAGGUCUGAAAACGGGUAUGGACUUUAGAGGCCAAGUCUGAAAAUGGUUGUGAAGAAUGAAAUUUUUUGGACUGACAUAGGGUCAGGAUUUGGAGAACCGGGCGGCACACUCCCACCAAGAAUUCCCAGGAGUACCCCUCCCGCCGGCACGUACUUGGUUUUGUGUAAAUUCGCAUUUUUGAAACCGCUUAUUUUAAUUGUUAAUUUUAUUUUUAAUUUUUUAAUCCGGAUUCGUGUGGACGAGACCUUAAACUAAAGGGAGGAUUUAUUUGCAGCUCAAAAACAAUAAAGAAUUCCGAAGGGCAUUAUAUACAACGGCUCUAUGCGGAAUUAUGCUCAUGUUGCAAAUUCAGAAAAUAAAUAGGAUGAAAUUUGUUUGCACUCCAACUAUACAAAAGCAGUGACUAUAACGUGAAUUUGCUCUAUUGCAUUGCCAAUAAAUGGCUUAAAAACAGGACGGCGUGCACUUUGUCCUUUGUCCUAAACAGGGUGAUAAAAUUCAGGCUGUUGUCCCAAACAGUGUAUGUAUUUACGAUUUUUUCGUCGUAAAACAGGGUCAAGGUUUCAAACCCUCAGCGGCUCACCUAUAUCCAAAUAUUGGUCGAGUACCCCCCGGAAUCAUUUUAAGUUCCCCGCUUCAUUUACCUAAUCUCGGCGAAUUCAGGAUAUAAAGGGAUGUUAAACCUAGUGGUAGCCUGGUCGAGGCGUUUAGAUAGUGGAGAGCAGCGUGAAGUCAGAGAGCGAGGUUUAAAUUAGGAGGGAGAGGGAGAGGGAGGGCUCUCUCUUUUGCCCUAUCUCCAGUGGCGGAUCCAGGAACCCCCUCCCCCCCCGCCCCCUCCUGCCACUAAACUAAAUUCCAGGGAUACUCAAAAAUGUAGUUGUUUUUGGGUACCCUCCUAUGAUCUGUUCUCCUCUGCUCGCAAAGCAGUAUUUCCCGUGCCAACGGCGAUCUGCGUUCACAAAUUGACGAAACACGUGGUCGUCUCUGUCUGAAAAUGGUAAUCCGCCACAAAAAAUUCAACCAAAGUUUGGACCCCAAAACAAAAAUUCCUGGAUCCGCCCCUGAUCUCUUAAUUAUCCCCACAAUUUGAACGCCUGGAACAGGGUAUCCUAGCGGAUAUUCUAGAUCUUCAAGUAGCAGUGGUCAUCCGUUAUAUAUAUAUUUUCGCUUGUUUCCGCAGCUAAGCUUUUCGGCGAAAGACUGGCUACUUCCUCUUGUCAAAAGGUACGAAAUUCCCGGCAUUUUCUCCAGCUCUACCAAAACAAAAUCCUAUCCUGUGGAUUUACUAGUUAUUACUAUAAUUAUUAUUACUAUAAGUUACAGGUAAGCUUUUGUUUUGUGAUGCUAAUAAGGCCUCUCUUAGGAUUAAUAAAUGGAGAGAAAGACGUUUAAGGUCUACUUCACCUUUUUUUUUCUUCACGGAGGGAAUUUUUAGGGCUUGCAUUCACAUAGGGCUAUUGUAUUUUAAUAAUAUCCGUACCCUAGCCAGGCUUCUGUUGAGGACUUACCUAAUUUCUUUGACCCCUAGGCCAGCAGAAUUAAAUAAAAAUGCAUUCACCCCUGAAGACUUUCAUAAAGUGUGGGUCUACCCCUGAAGAAUUUCAUGUAAAGGUGAUUUUUUCUAUAAAAAUUGCAUGAAUUAAUAGUUUACCAACAACAUCAACAUCAUUGUUAUUUCUACUCUGGACAAUUAAAAGAAUAUACAAGAAAUAUAAUUAUUAAUUUAGACUGAAAUAAACUAGCACAGAAAAUCCUUGUUCUGAGCCCCCACUUGAUUUAAGAAUGCACCAUUAAAUUUAUUAUUGGCCUGCUGAAAAAGCCAUUGUUGAUUUACCAAUCAGAUUGAAAGGUAGCCUGAAUUUCAUCCGAUUACUUCGAGUCGUUAUUACUCCCUCAGUAACGUCUGAAUCGACCGGCCGUUAAUACCGUCCAGUGACGUCACUACUCCUUGACCUUUGCUUUAAUUCAUGCAAAAAGAAAAACACGAUUUUCAAGUGGCAAACCGAGAAAUAUCGGUUUGAAAUGUCUGCAUGAUACAGAACUGCGUUAUUUUUUUCGAUUGUACUUCAUGUUUAACGUUCAAACUAUCAACUGCAUGCAGUACAACUCUGAACCGGUUGUACUAAAUCCUAUGAUCAAACUUGGUCGCAAUCACGCAAUGAAAUAAACACACACACGGAACACUUAGUUCAAAAACACAAUGAUUUGCUUUAAUCGAAAAGAAGCUAUUUGGUCCUUAACGAAGAAAAAAACAAGGAGACAAGAAAGAAAAGCUAAGGGAAUCAUUACACUUGACGGUAAAAAUAGCAAGAAGGUCGAAUUAUAACAUUGAUCUCAGAAAACUUCGCGUAAACAAAAUCACUGGCCGCCGAAAUCACAAAGCGGCUCUAAAUGAAAAACCUACCUACUCUCUGCAAUGAUUCUUCAUUCGCAGUUCAAUUUAGCAUUUCAGUUUCGAAGACAAGGGCAAUUUUGCUGUUUAAGAUAAAGAUUAAGCUUAUCGAAAUGUUUGAACUAAACGAAAGAAUGCCAUCGAUGCGAUCCGACAAUCCCGCUAAAAUGUUUCAUAAUUAGCCAUAAUUAUGCGAAUGUUUAGACAAUCAACCAAUCAAAAUCACUACCAGGUUUUCGGGUAGUGAGUGACGUCACUGGACAGCAUUAACGGCUGGUCGAUUCAGACGUUGUUGAGAGGAGAAAACGACUCGAAGCAAUCGGGUGAAUUUCAGGCUAAUUGAAAGGGAAUCUGAAAUGAAUUUCCGACAAUUUGUUGAAUCUGUUAGGGUGCGGGAACAAGAAUAGCUAGGGUUAGAUUAUGUCUGGGACACAGGCUUGGAAUUUUUCAAAUCAAAAAAUUAUUAAUAAUGCAUUUGUGUCUGAAGGUGGUGCCGGUGGAAUUGGUCGGGCUGUCUGUCAAGCUUUAGCCACAGAAGGAGCUGGUGUCAUUGUAAAAGAUCUAAACAGUCAAGGGACUCAGGAAACACUAGACAGCUUAUCACAACAUGCCAGCUUAAAACACAAAAACUAUUCUUUAGACGUGUCAAGUGGAGAGGAAAUACAUAAGGUGUUAGAGUAUAUUAUAAGCGGGUAUAAGAAGCCAUCGUGCAUUUUAGUCAAUUGUGCUGGCAUCACUAGUGAUGAAUUCUUACUGAAAAUGGAUGAGCAAAAGUUUGAUAAAGUCAUUAAAGUCAACCUCAAGGUGAGUGGCUUUAACCAUUCAUGCAAAUGGCAUUAAAAAAAUUAACAUUUACUCUUCAAUCAUUUUGUUAAAGACUGGCCUAUAUGAUUUCAGUCAAUGUGCAGAACUGCUGGCUUACAUAUCUUAGAUAUAAGCACACUUCUAAGCACAAGAAAGCUAAUAACUAAACUGGAAUGAUGCAAAGAAAAGCACAAGAACAAGCAAGAAAACAUGCUGCUAUGUUGGAUUCAUCUUUAACUACCUACGUGUGUUUAUGCAUAUGCUUGCAUCAUACUGUUUUUAUGCUGUAUAAACCAAUAUCUCUUUUAAUAACAUCAGCCAUUAAAAUUCUGGGGAUUUCUUGCUAUUAUAUAGGUUAAAAAUGGAUCAGGAACAAGUAAAAAAUAAUGUGGAUAAAAAAGAAUGACGUUUCCGUGUCAUCUUGACACCAUUUUCAAUAUUUAUGGUGGACAGACUUAGGGCCUGUUUACAUGGAGUGGGGGACCCCGGUCUAGUGGGGUUGGUUUCUUUUGUUUUCACGCUCUGGCGGACACAAAACAAAAGAAACCUACCCCACUAGGCCGGGGUCCCCCACUCCAUGUAAACAGGGUCUUAAAGUGAUGACAAAACUAACAACAAGCACACUGUAAAAAUAGAAUAAUGUUUGGCUCAUGUAAUUAUAUUUUAAAAACUGACUCCUCGUGUUGUUUACAUGGCUGAUCUGCCUCUCUUUCCAGGGGACAUUUUUGAUGACUCAAGCUGUUGCGAAAGCUAUGGUUGAUCAAGGUGUUAAAAAUGGUUCUAUUGUGAAUAUGGCGAGUAUAGUAGGCUAG